Molecule: messenger RNA, 2199 nt
Organism: Pungitius pungitius (ninespine stickleback)
Lineage: Eukaryota; Metazoa; Chordata; Actinopteri; Perciformes; Gasterosteidae
Product: calcium homeostasis modulator protein 2-like
Exons: 3
Coding region: 252-1217 (321 amino acids)
Cellular component (GO): plasma membrane
Molecular function (GO): monoatomic cation channel activity
Source: RefSeq, a predicted model, not a curated record
GAGGGCAGUUCCUGACUGAGUCAUCACUGGUGCCUGGACUGCUAACAGUUUCAAAGCAGCAACCUCUCUUUCCAGUCUUAUGUAUUAAGUUGAUUUUGUUUUUGGAAAUUUUUUAACAAUCUUUGCUGUUGGAUUAAAAAGUCUGAGUCACAUGUCCAGCCUCAGGACACUGGCAGAGCCGCAACAUUCCUGUAAACCAAACUCACAGCUCUUCGGUGUUAUCAUCAGUUAUCAACACCCAACAUCCAAACAUGGCAGCUGCAGCACUCGUCACAGAAAACUUUAAGUUUGUGGCCCUCUUCUUCAAGAGUAAAGAUGUGAUGAUCUUCAACGGUCUGAUUGCUCUGGGCACUGUGGCCAGCCAGACCGCAUUCAACGUUUUUGCUUUUGAAUGUCCUUGUUCGUCUGGGAGGAAUUACCUUUACGGCCUCGCUGCCAUAGGUGUACCGGCGCUGGCCUUUUUUCUGGUAGGAAUAAUGAUGAACAAGAGCACGUGGGACCUGGUGUCUGAGUGUCGCCUCCGAAGUUGCCGAAAGCUGUCUGGAGCCUCUGCCUUCGCUCUCUUGGGAACCAUCGUCGGUCGGAGUCUGGUGGCUCCAAUAACGUGGGUGGUUUUCUCUUUGCUUCAGGGCCAGGCUUACAUGUGUGCCCUCAGCGAGUUUGUCGACCCCGGCACCCUGGAGGGCUUCCCUUUAGCUCGAGGGUUGAAAGUAAUGGCUAACUUCCCAUGUCGAGACAGUGUUCCAACAGAACUGCAAAGCUUCUGUGGCGAAGUUGAGCGACGAUUGAAAUAUGAAUCCCAGCUAUUUGGCUGGCUGCUGGUGGCAGUAAUGUCCCUGACGGUGUUCCUGAUGCUGUGCUUGAAGCGCUGCGCCUCUCCACUUGGCUACCAGCAGGAGGAUUACUGGUCCCAGUAUCGGUCUAACGAAAGGACCCUCUUCCAGCGCACUGCGGCUGUACAUGCCCGGCUACUGGCUGCGGAGAACGUUAAAAGCUUCUUUGGCUUCGUGGCUCUGGAGGCAGAGGAGAAGGAGCAGCUGGCUGAGCAUCAGAGGGCCAGUCCCAUCUGCAGCACCAACUGGAACAGGGUGACUGGUAUCUACCUCUACAGAGAAAGGAAAGGACUGCCUCUGUACAGCAGGCUCAACAAAUGGGCCACGUACAGCCUGGAGAAUAACUUUGAGGCCAUGGAAAAAGAGAUGGAUGUGCUCAGCUGAGCAGAUCCUUUCUGGACGGUUGUCCGGUGACUGGGAGCAUAAAGGCGUCAGUGUGCUUCAAACAGAGCGGGUCAUCCAACAGCUAUCCUCUUGUCUUUCCAUUACAUUGCAUGUUAUUUAGCUGACGCUUUUAUCCAAAGCGACUUACAUUGCAUUAUAACCCGUGCAUUUUAUUUUCUGCCUGGGGAGCAAUCAGGGGUUAGGUGUCUUACUCAGGGACACUUCGACAUGGCACAUGUGGCAGCCGGGAUUUGAACCACCAACCUUGUGGCCCCCAGCGCACUGCACUGCACUACUCCAUGCGCCACCAUCACCCAUUUCCCUGUUUCAAAACUUUCUCACAGUCUUAGUGACUUUCUCAAUGUCACUAAUCAUAUUUAUGCCGCUUUAAUAAGACCCAUUUAGCACUGAAACAUUUCGUUCAUUAUCAAUACAAUUUGUUAAACCUCAAUUAUGCUCCUAAACGGGAAGCCAGGUUCCACACAUGCUUGGUAGAUUAAUACGUAGACUGCUACGCUACCUCACGUAGUUCGGUAGCCUAAAUGUUUAAAGUGUUUAUUGACAAGCCUGCCUACUUUGCAAAUCAAAUUUGAUGCAGCCUGAAACUAUCCAAGGAAAAUGAUCAUUAGCUAAUUUGCAAAUCAAAUUUGACGCAGCCUGAAACUAGCCAAGGAAAAUGAUCAUUAGUUUAUCACAACCGGGUGGAAAAAAGGGUUUAUGGGUUGUGAAGUCCAUUUAUAACUCAAACAUCUGCUGUACAGUCCUUUUUUUAAAAUUUUCAUCAAUAAAGUUGGAGGUCUUGUUGUGUAUUAAACCCCCAACAUCCAACUUGGAAUGGUACCUGUGUUUCUGCACUGAUGGUUUAUUCAAAACAACAAUUGGGUUUGAUUGAUUUAAAAGCUUUGGUCUGAUCUGAGUCGGUCAUCCUGUUUGGGGGGGCAUGGAUGACGAAAACGUUCCUGGUGGUCUUGAUGAUGGAGAG